Molecule: messenger RNA, 717 nt
Organism: Brassica oleracea var. oleracea
Lineage: Eukaryota; Viridiplantae; Streptophyta; Magnoliopsida; Brassicales; Brassicaceae
Exons: 2
Coding region: 103-594 (163 amino acids)
Source: RefSeq, a predicted model, not a curated record
AAGAUAGAACGAGAACAAGUUCAUCGACUUGCUUCAAAUUUUCAGAUUCUUCUCGAUUGAUUGUCCGGGAAAAUAGCAGUUUUCUCGGUGAAUUUUCUUAUCAUGAACUGCGUCUCUGCGUUCAAGUUCGUACCAUCCGGUGUUCUAUUACCAUGUGCACAAGCAAACCUUCACAUUUCGAGCUCGAAUGCCUCGUUUACGCACAGAUGGCGUAGUUUCGCUUCUUCUUCCCCAAUUCGAAGGAAGACCCUAACCCUAGUUUCUGCGAAAUCUUCGGAAGCGGAGGAGAUAUCCGAUACGGAGGACGAGUGGCUGAAGAAGCUACCGGAGAAGAACAAGCCACUGUAUUCGCAUAGCUUGCCGUGCAUCGAGGCGUGGCUGAGGAAGUUAGGGUUUUACCAGAGCAAAGACGAUAGAGCUGUUUGGUUGAUUCAGAAACCUGAUUGGCACGCUCAGUUAUCUCUUGACGUCACAGAUCUCUGCAUAAGGUACUUGAAAAGCGGGCCGGGAAAUCUAGAGAGAGACAUGGAAAGAAGGUUUAGCUAUGCAUUGAGCAGAGAAGAUACUGAGAACGCCAUACUCGGAGGACCUUGACGAAUAAAGAGUUCGUUGAACAUCUUUCUUCUUAAACCUAUACUUAUGUUACUCCAUUAGUUUUUAUGCUGAUGAAUUUGCUUCUUUGAUAAAUAAAAGAAAUAAAAUUAAAACUUUUUUUUA